AUGUUCUCGACUAGAAUUUGCUCCUUGUUGGCGCGUCCAUUUAUGGUGCCAAUAGUGCCCCGCUUCGGCUCUGCUUUGCUGCAGAAGCCGCUAAACGGCGUGGUGGUACCCCAGUUUACCAGGGGAUUCAAGGUCAGAACUUCGGUGAAGAAGUUCUGUGCGCACUGCUACAUCGUUAGACGCAAGGGAAGAGUGUACGUGUACUGCAAGUCCAACAACAAGCACAAGCAGCGCCAGGGGUAG
Molecule: messenger RNA, 243 nt
Organism: Eremothecium gossypii ATCC 10895
Lineage: Eukaryota; Fungi; Ascomycota; Saccharomycetes; Saccharomycetales; Saccharomycetaceae
Gene: RTC6
Product: mitochondrial 54S ribosomal protein bL36m
Exons: 1
Coding region: 1-243 (80 amino acids)
Biological process (GO): ribosome biogenesis; translation
Cellular component (GO): mitochondrial large ribosomal subunit; ribosome
Molecular function (GO): structural constituent of ribosome
Source: RefSeq, marked provisional